CCCCCUUGACUUUCGCCCGUUGUCUUGAAGAACCUGAUCAACACUCCAAUUCACGUAGAAGUCGGAGUCGAUUUCUUGUACUUACUUUUGUGUUUGUACUAAAUUUCUUCUCUUGGGACCCUCAAAAGUGGGUCCAACAAACAAGGGAACAUGGGACGAAGACAACAAAAAUUGGAAGAGGAGAGGAGCUACAAUUUGGUUGUUCGACAACGCAGAGAAACGGGGAAUUUCUUCAAAAGUUUUCUAAAAUUCACCUUCUCCCAUGUGGGCCUGGUUUUAUUGUGUGUGGUUAUCGCAGUGGGAGGAGCGGAGAUCUUCAUCAACAUCGAAAUUGGCAAGGAAGAGGAGCGCUAUGAGGACAAACGUGAACGGGCGAAAGAAGUGAACAAUGCCCAAGAAUACCUUUCCAGUGCCUUCUGGUGGUAUGCACAGGAGGACGAAGGCUAUAACUUCACACAAGAACAAUUCACGGACCGAGUUGAGUCGGAUUUGCACGAAUUCAUCGAAUUUGUUGUCAAUGCAACCAAUGAAGUCAAUUAUGACGGACAAGUUGAAGGAUGGCAGUAUGAUUGGGAUUUUCCGAAUGCUCUCCUCUUCACUAUUUCCAUCAUGACUUUGAUUGGUUAUGGACAAAUAUCCCCGGUGACGAUCGUAGGCAAACUGUUCACCAUAGGAUAUUCCUUGAUCGCCAUCGCCACCAUGUUGGUCAUGUUGGCCAAUGUGGGCUCGGCUUUGGCGGAUGGGUUGAUCUAUACAUACAGCCGAUGUUGUUGCCGUUGGUUUCGGAGUCAACGUAUCAAUUCAGAGAUUCCCUCGCGGACUUUGCGCAAAAAGCUGCGGCGACGACUCAUCGAUGAAGUUGUUGGGGACGAAAUGUACAUGCCAACCAAUACCAUCGCAAUUCCAAUCAUUGUGAACGUUGUCAUCAUAUUCUUCUACAUCUUCUUGGGAGCGAUGUUGUUCAGUAUGUGGGAAGGGUGGGAUCUACUGUCUUCAGCUUACUUCGCCUUCAUCACACUGACAACGGUUGGAUUUGGAGACCUCUCGCCAGACAAGAGCUUCAGAGGUACCGGAGCAGUGGGAACUAUCAUCAUGAUUUGCAGUGUCGUCUAUUGUUCAAUUGGUCUGGCUGUACUAUCCCUGUGCAUUUCGUUGAUCCAAGAGCAAAUCUCGAAAAAAGCUGCCCGAGCUCUUCACGGCAAAGUGGAAGUGGUGGAAAUGGAUAGGAUUGAAAUAAUUCCCAAGAGAAUGAAUAUUCAAGGCGACGAAGACGCCAUUCCGACCGAUGAUAAAGCGGGUCUAGUUGAUGCUGAAGUUCCAAUGGAUGAGAUUGAUAACGAGGAUGACGCUUCAGCUCCAAUAGAUCUGGAAAAUGAGAAUAAUUCAAGACCUGCCUCGGGAAAACUGCCCGGAGAACCUGACGAUCUUUUUGAUGACAUGCCGGGCCAAGACGACGAUUUGACCCCAAUUGAUCACUAAUGUAACAUCAUUUUCUUCUUUGUAGAUUGUAUCAAUAAGACGACAAAUCUUCUGGCCAAUAAACACUUAUAUUUGGUAACAAUCAUUCGAA
Messenger RNA from Tigriopus californicus, 1570 nucleotides. Its product is annotated as TWiK family of potassium channels protein 7-like. Gene Ontology annotation, biological process: stabilization of membrane potential; potassium ion transmembrane transport. Lineage: Eukaryota; Metazoa; Arthropoda; Copepoda; Harpacticoida; Harpacticidae. Gene Ontology annotation, molecular function: potassium ion leak channel activity. Gene Ontology annotation, cellular component: membrane. Bases 151 to 1479 code for a protein of 442 amino acids. The transcript has 7 exons. The record is from RefSeq and is a predicted model, not a curated record.